This is a messenger RNA of Amoebophrya sp. A25, 4010 nucleotides long. NCBI's taxonomy places the organism in Eukaryota, Dinophyceae, Syndiniales, Amoebophryaceae. The record is from the annotation of a GenBank genome assembly.
CUGACACGACCAAAGCUAAAAGUGACGAAACUCAAAGAAUGGAUUCUAAGCCGCAACUGAGCGCAGCGAGCACAGUAACCACGUCCGACUUUAGUACGUUGAAAAUUUUCAUGGUCUUAAGCCAGUUCUCAUUCUCUCUAUUCAAUUGAUGGAAGUCAGAAAGUAAAACAAGUACAAACAUCAACAUGCAUCGUGAGAACAGACGGAAUAUUUUUUUUACUUUUCUCGGAGCCGAAAACGCGUUCACACGCUACUCAGACGGAAACUUCUGAAACGGCGAUAAUUCGGGAGGAACGAAUAAGAAAGCCCCCUCUAGGAACUUCUGAGGCAGCGCCUGAGACCGAAGUCAAAACCAAGACUCGCCCAAGAUGGACGGCGAUUACUGGUCAGAAACGCAGCAGCUUAUUGGCUCGCUGAUCACCAAGCCGAAAAUGAGCGAAAAAUACCUGAGAAAGCCGCCAUUUCGUUUUCUCCACGAUAUCGUACCUAGGAAUUCUUGUAGUAGUUGUAGCUAAUUUUGCUCCACUACCACUUUUCUCUGGUGAGGACCGACUUCUACAAGGAAAUCAAUGGAAGUGCAACCAUUGAUUGUGGUAGUGAUGCAAGGGCGCGAGGGUGAGGAAGAAGCUUCCUGAUCUUUGAUUGAAUUUAAGGUAAGCGUCUGCGUCACGAUAAAUAAAUGUAAAUCUUCAACGACGAGGUAAUGGAAGUGGUUCGGGUAUCUGGUUUUGCAGCCAAUCUUUUCACGGACGCUGAGCAAGACGCGGCGUCGAUGUCUGACAAGAAUUCAAAAAUUGAUUUCUUAUCGAAAAUCAUUUCCGCAACCUACUACGCGAUUGGCAUGGUAUCUAUGUUCUAGAAGAUGAUUGAACAUGAAGAAGAUAUACCUCGCCUUCAUCUUUAUCAUUAGGGUACCACUUGUUCGAGUCGAGAACAAGUUUUAGACCCGUUCAGCAACGUGAACGAGCAGACAUCUGGAGGAGUUGGCUUUUGUCCUCGGCAUGGUUGAAGAAGCAGGACACCAUACAACUAGACUAAAGAAGACAAUUCUUUCAAACACUCGCUUAUCUUACCAUAGGACGGUUGUGAAGUGCUUCCGAACAAGAUCGUAGCAGGUCUCGAAUGCGAUAAGACUAAUGCCUGGCUUUGCGACCUUUAUGCAGCAGCGACCAGCCACAAAGGAAACUCGGCCAUGGCAGUCCAGAGGGUUUUGAGCAUAUUUUUUUGGAAAAUAUCUGAGUAUGAAAUUAAUUGAAACUACUUCUAAUUUAUGUUUUAGGGCUGCACGGUGCCCCCCCCUGUGGUAUGGUCUGUGGUGGCGCUCGCGCGCUCUUUUCCGCGUGGAUUUUCGCGGAUUCUAGUGGUGGAAGGCAUCAAAAGUGGGCGCGGGCGUCCCCUUGCGCCUCUCUGCAUGUUCCUCAGGAACCUCCUGCCCUCUACUGACCUACGCAGGCUGGAGGUCUCCGGGGUAGAAAGCCGCCGAAGGCGGCCACGGUCUCAAGAGCAAGCAGUCCGAUGACCAAGGGCCCGGAGGGCACAGGCCGCACGGCUCAGGGGGUCCAGCCCCUCGCCUUUUGCCGCCUUGCCUCCACAGCCGACGCACUGCUGUGGCGGCGAAGCAUAUCGGAGGCAUGUAGGGCGCAGGCAGGCAGCUGGAAGGGAGCGGAGGCGGCCCCUUCGGCCCCUUUCGAAGCCUUCCUCCUACAUCGUAGGCCUGUAGGGUCCAGCCAGGUAGCUGGAAGGGGGCGGAGAAGGCCCCGCCCUUUUGAGGCCUUCCACCCCCGGCAGGCGCCUUCAAAAGGGGCCCGGGGGCAUGGUGCGCCCCCCCCCCUGCGCUAGGGGAGGCACUGUCGCUUUGCGCCCUAGAUCAUGUAUUAUACGAACCUAGAUACCACCUUUGUGAGUGGGCGAGGUCUCAACAACUUGAUGAUUUGAAUUGAUGACACAAGAUCUUCGCAGUUUUCUUAAAAGUUCAUCCUUCCCUACUUUGUUCGAUAAGGUGCUUUCCGGAGAGACGACGAUUUCCAAACCAGUGAAAAAAUCAGCGCCAGCACCGGCACCACCACCAGCACCAGCCUCGCCGCCAAAGCAAGAAAAGAAGUCACCAGCGGCUAAAUCGCCGAGUACGGAGCAAAAGAGACAACAGGAGGCUGAAAUGAGGCGACGCGAGGAGCAGGAAGCUGCCCUUCGCAGACAGCAAGAGGAGCAACAGCGCCAGCAACAGCAAAUGGUAUUGCGAUGGGUUUUUGUUUGUUUGUUUUUUCUCGACAACGAGACAGUAGUUUCAAUAGCCGUAUAGAAUCCAAAUAGACUAUAGCUUCUUUCAAAGCUCUAUCACUGCCACACCAACAACAGCAAGCGGAGCAGGAGAGACUACAGCAACUAGAGCAGGCAAAGGUCUUGGACAAUUCUGCGAGUGCGAAAAAGGAAGAGCCACCAGCAGCAGAGGUCGUCCAGCCAGCGGCACCGCAGGGUCAGAGAGAACGACCACGCACAGCCGGGAGAAAACCACCAAAGGUAACCGAUAGAGCACUGAUCUUUUCUUACGGUUUUGCUCUGAUGUGUCAUUUCCACAACAACUGCAAGCGCAAGGAGAAGAAGAAGCCAGUGCUGUUUUCUUUACAACUCCACUCUCACUACAACCAUUUUUAUUUUUUCUUACUCACCUGUGCCUGUAGGUAACCGCCAAGAAGGCUGAGGAAAUAGCAGCCGCUGCUUUGCCAGCAGCAGUGAAUAUUAUUGCCGAUGAUGAGCAGGAUGAGGAAGAAGAAGCUCCAGCGGCAGCUGCCCCUACUUCGGGUGUUACCGGAAACUACAAUAUCCGGGACGAAGCAGGGCACGGAAUGCUGGUAAGAAUUACCUUUCCGUUUGGCUCGCAUUUUCAAAUAACUUUGAUCGAGUCCUGUUUUGCGGUGGUCUUCGCUCCUAUUUCCUUGGAAUAGAACUACACAUCACAACCAAGUGCACGUGAAGGCAACAAAUAUCGACUACGAACUAUAGGUCCGUGACAUUCUCGUUGAGAAGAAGGCGCUAGAGGAAAAACAGGCCGUAGAGCAGCAGGAGCAGGUACAGGAGGGCGAGUCACAAGGUAUUGUGAUGGGGAAACUGCGACGAGGGAAGAAGACGCGCUCAACGACAUCUACGGGCGAAGAGUCACGAGAGCGUAGAGGUAGCACCGAUAUGACAUCUGGCGGGGCGGGUGGAGCUGCCUCCAGGGCGCCGCCAGCGUCCGAUGUGCAAAAACUACAAGAGACGAUACAACUUCUGUGCCAAGCUGCUAACCCAUUGACAAAAUCGAUGGACCUCGUUCAUGCCGACAUCUCCAGCAUGGCAAAAGAACUCGAUUACUGGAAACAAGAGUACAUAUUAAAUCUAUUUGCUGAUGUCGAAUCAUCAAAACCACUUGAAGAUUUGCUGAUGAUGUCGAAAAAAACUAGUGCAAAUUCUAAGAUCAAAAAUUAGCGUCUCAAAAACAAUGACAGGUAUAGAAACGCGCUAGAGCAGUGUCGCACCGAGUUGAAGACGACGGAAGAAGUGCUCAGCAAGAGUUAUCAAUCUGUCGCUGAAGCAGAGGAGCGCAUUCAAGAGGAAACAUCGAAGAUUCAUAGUUCUAGGGCUCGAGUUCUCAAAAACGACAAAGUCAUCCAACAUCUUUUGAACUCAGUCGUGUCCUCUCAUGGGUGAGAGGACAUAGAUGGUUACAAGUCAGUCUCAGUACAAUUUGUGUCGGGAGUAUGGCAUCGACGUACUUGAACAACAAGUACAGGAACUUCAUCGUUUCUAUGCCAUUUCUAAGUAAACCAACGUGAUCUUACCGAACUGUUUGUUCCACUUAUACAAUAACAAUAGAUCUCUUUCUUAUACGAGCUACUUUCUCUUUCAGUCAUCAUGGGCAGAACACGCAAAGACACCGACGCGUCUGGGUUGCUUAUCCAUGACUUGGCACUUUGUCGCAGUCGCGACGGCCGGGUAAUGAAGCUCCGUACAAGCAGCAAUUCAACAGAUCUAGG